AUGGCUGGAACACUAAAUGUAGUUCGUUUUGGAGGAGUAGCUAAUUCAAGCCACGUUGGAAAUACGUCUGCUCCUACAUGUCAUCCAGCACAAACAACAGAGGCAGUUGUCCUCUUCUCUCUUGCUGUGUUAGGCAUGGGUGCCAACAUGUUCCUUAUGUUACUAAUAUUACUGAAGAAGCCAUUAAGAAGGUGGUCUCAAGGAUUGCUGUUUCACCAAGGACUAGUGGAUUGUAUAAGAGCAAGUCUUCUAAUUCCUUUAGCUUUUAGCGUGCUUUUGUGUCAAAGAAUGCCCAAAUGUUCAAUAGUGGAAACAAUAUUCCUUCUUUUGGUAACUGUAUCUACAGUGAAUAUACUGACAUCAGUAAUCAACGAUGCCCCACUUUUGCCAGAACAAACCGAAGUAUCUAAUGGGGGCUCGGAUAGUGGCUACACAGUGAACUCCGAAAACAAUCAUGUUGUGCUUGACAGUCCACAAUGCAUAAUAUUUGGUUUGUUUAUUAUCUGGUUUGCGAGCUUUACAAUCAACUUAGGUCCAACUUUCUUAAGUGGAGCUUUAUCUUCAGCAAGAGAAGGGGUGGCUCUCAUCGAUGCUUGUCCAAUGGUUUACGCACCCGUGCGACACUAUGUUCUCAAUGUCCUCUGGGUAACAGUGAACGUAAUGUGCAUCAUUCUAACUGGGGUGCACCUGCGCAAACUUUAUCGUGAUUUGACCAAAUCGAAUUUGGAAGCCCUAAGAAUUGCCGGUUUGGUUACAACAAUGAUUUCUGUAAGAUCCGAAAGAGACCUUUGUGAAUCUCAACACAUUCAAAGUUACAUCAACAGACUAGAAAAGGAAGGUAUACGAAGAGUUAAGAUGUUCGUUGUUCUCUUGGUAGCAUAUCUGUUGUUCUGGGGACCACUCUUUAUUGUUAUUUUAAUCCAACCAGGGGUCAAUGGCCCAUCAUCGUCCUAUGAAAUGUCACUGCACGUUGCUUUUGCACAUACCUUUGUAAAUCCUACUUUGUUAUUGGUACUACACAAGGAGUUGAGACAUGCCUCAGCUGAUGCAAGCUGUUGUCACGCGUGUUGUGGUCAAGAAAUGAACGAUAUUCCAUAUGAUUCAAGUCCCGCUUCUAGAUUAAACAGAAGCUAUAUGUCUGGAAAUUGGGAAUUACAUAUUUCUUCAUUGGAAGCUUUCGUUCCCUAUUUCUUUGCUUUGGAUUUAACAAAUUAUGCAAAUAUGAUAUCAUGGUACCUGACUGAUAUGAAAUGUCUUAAAGUUAAGCAUCCAAAUCUUUGGAAUGAAUUUAUGGAAAGACAUUGGGUUGUUAAAAAGUCUUCUGAACCGUUUUGUGCUUUAGGGUCAGAUGAAGCUUUAGAGCAAGAGAAUAGGAGAAUGAAAGUAAUUGGAGGAAUAUUAAAUAUAACUCAUUAA
Uloborus diversus is the source of this 1416-nucleotide messenger RNA. RefSeq lists its product as uncharacterized. The transcript is spliced from 3 exons. Bases 1 to 1416 code for a protein of 471 amino acids. Gene Ontology annotation, molecular function: G protein-coupled receptor activity. Gene Ontology annotation, cellular component: membrane. The record is from RefSeq and is a predicted model, not a curated record. Gene Ontology annotation, biological process: G protein-coupled receptor signaling pathway. NCBI's taxonomy places the organism in Eukaryota, Metazoa, Arthropoda, Arachnida, Araneae, Uloboridae.